AUGACCGUGCCUGAAGUCCCCGUAGUCGACAUCGGAGCCCUCGUGGGGUUCUCCUCCGACGCCGAUGCGAGCAUCGCGUUGCGUGACUCCAAGGACGACGCUCUUCGCCUCAUCAUCGACCAAGUGCGCGCUGCUGCCAGUGAGUGGGGCUUCUUCUACGUGGCCAACCACGGGUUAUCUCAAGGCGAGGUGGACCAGUUCCAGGAGACCAUGCGCUCCUUCUUCCGUCUUCCAGAUGAAGUCAAACGCACGAUCCCACGCACUGCUACCAACGCCCGGGGGUUCGUCGAGGGGGAGCUCACCAAGAACAAGACGGACUGGAAGCAGUGCUUCGACUUCUCAGUCCCAAACGAAGACGGCCCGGUGAGUGACAACCAUGAUCGGAUGGGCGACGACCACAACCUGUGGCUCGAGGAGGAUGUUCUACCUGGUUUCCGAACCGAAAUGAGGGCGUACUACAGCCGAAUGGAGUUCAUCUCCCGUCGGUUGCUGAAGGUAUUCGCAGUUGCACUGGGUGAAGAGCCCGCGUUCUUCGACCAGUUCUUCCUGGACGACCACUCGAGCUUGAUGCGCCUCAACUACUACCCGGUGGCUCCCGAUCCGGAGAAAACCAUGGGCGUUUACCACCACACAGACCCUGGCGCACUUGCAGUGCUGCUGCAGGACGAUGAAGUGGCUACACUGCAGGUUUUCCACCGGAAGACCCAGUCGUGGGUGAAUGUGCCGCCGCGUAAGGGCACGUACACCAUCAACAUCGGAGACUUGGUGCAGAUCUGGUCGAACGACAAGUUCAAGGCCCCAAUUCACCGUGUUCUGGCAACCGACAAGGCUGACCGGUUCUCGGCUCCGUUCUUCUACCUCCCGGCGUACAAUGUACAGGUGAAGCCGAUUGUGGUGAAGGAAGGGGAAGUGCCCAACUACCGUCCAUUUAGCUGGCGCGAGUUCCUCCUGAAGCGGGUCUCGGGCAACUACGCGGACAGCGGGAAAGAGAACCAGAUCGGAGACUUCAAGAUCCACGACGCUAUCGAUGUUGCUAAUUCGUGA
This is a messenger RNA of Phytophthora sojae, 1044 nucleotides long. RefSeq lists its product as hypothetical. The transcript has a single exon. The coding region runs from base 1 to 1044 and encodes 347 amino acids. NCBI's taxonomy places the organism in Eukaryota, Oomycota, Peronosporomycetes, Peronosporales, Peronosporaceae. Gene Ontology annotation, molecular function: dioxygenase activity. The record is from RefSeq and is a predicted model, not a curated record.